This is a messenger RNA of Penicillium antarcticum, 2397 nucleotides long. Its product is annotated as type I 3-dehydroquinate dehydratase. Lineage: Eukaryota; Fungi; Ascomycota; Eurotiomycetes; Eurotiales; Aspergillaceae. The transcript is spliced from 3 exons. Bases 1 to 2397 code for a protein of 798 amino acids. The record is from RefSeq and is a predicted model, not a curated record. Gene Ontology annotation, molecular function: 3-dehydroquinate dehydratase activity.
AUGCCGCGCACUACUAAAUGUAUCACCGCUCCCACUUUCCCCCGCGUCUCCGCCUCGAAGCAAUGCCAGCGGUGGAACUUUGCUCGAGAGUUCUUCCGCCCAGAUGCCGUCCACUGUGGACGUCUUCUCUCUGAUCUAACUCUCUUCGGCUCUGGGGUUGUGUCUUCGCGAAUUGUGGAAUUGUCCGGCUUCGGAUACCACCUACCUCUUUCGAUAACAGCCUGUAAUAUUAUCUGCGCGCUGGUCGAUACCUGGCCCUUGCGCAACGUCUUCUAUUCCCCUUCCGCAGCACAUGGCGACGCCGCUGCUCGACGACCCCCGGUUCCCGCCUUGAAGGCGCAAGACCCUCCACAAAACGGCACCGCUGUCCCCGUCUCGAAUGUCACACCUAUACCCUCCACAACCGUCUUCCCCGCGCCAAAAGAAACAGUGACCGCUGUCCCCGUACCAAGCCACAGCGCCGCAGUCACAGUGCUAAUCGUCUACGGCGCCAACCAGGAACAUAUCGUGCAGCUGGUCGCGGAGGUACUGGGCAAGCCAUGGACGACGGAGACAUCACUGGAAACACUCGAAGGCGGUGAUGCCGUGGUUGGAAUCCUGGAGCGCGAUCUGUCGCGUAGUCUGCAGACCGCAAAGCGUAAGCGGUCUUCUCUGAUUGUUGUUAACACGUACUGUGUGGAAAACGGGUCUGCGCCUGAUGACACGCUGACUGAGCGGUGUGAUUAUGAAUUUCUCUAUUCUCGCAGUCCGUUUCUUCGUCGAGAUCUGUCGAGGUUUUUGUCUUUGAUUUUGGGGCAGACGAGACCGCAUGAUGAUCUGCGCACGAAGACACGGACGAAUUUUAUUUCGACUACUUUUCCUGAUGUGCAUGCUGCGCUGCCAAAUUUGGAUAUUUUGUCCGUUGGUUCGGAUGCUGUUGAGAUUCGUGUUGAUUUGCUUGUUGAACCUGCUGUUGGUCCUGCUGCUCCUGUUCCCAGUUUGAAGUAUGUUGGGCAGCAGUUGAUGUUGUUGCGGCAGCAUACUGAGUUACCUAUUAUUUUUACGGUCCGGUGUACACGGGAAAACGGGAAGUUUCCCAUGGAUGAUCCGGCUUUGUUCUAUAAGUAUUUGCGUCGGGCUAUUCAGUGGGGUGUUGAGUAUAUUGACGUGGAGCUUUGGCUCCCCGAGGAGAUUCGGCGACAGCUGGCUGAGAAGAAAGGGCACAGUGUUAUCUUGUCUGCGUUCCAUGACUUCUCUGGGACCUGGAAAUGGACUUCAGAAGAGGCACAGCGGAUUUUCACGGAAAGCGCCAAGUAUGCUGAUAUCGUGAAGAUGAUUGCUAUGGUGCAUACCAUCGAGGAGAAUUAUGAGCUGGAAUACUUCCGCUCGACAAUCAAGAGUCGUGGCCCAGGUCCAUUGUUGUCGGCUGUUAACAUGGGCCAAAUGGGACAACUCUCUCGAGCACUGAACACCGUCUUCUCUCCAAUCACCCAUCCUCUUCUUCCAAUGAUCGCAGCCCCGGGUCAAUUGACAGCCGCAGAGAUCAACGAAGCCCUGCACAUAAUGGGUCAACUCCCCAAACGGGACCUCUACGCCAUUGGUUCCUUCCGCUCCACUCCACACUCUAUGUUCAUGGAGAAAUGCUUGAACGAGCUGGGCCUCCCACACCAUUUCUCAUCCAUCGACCGUGGCCCGAAGGGCUCAGUAGAGUCUGUCAUUAUGCAACCACAGUUUGGUGGCGCCUACGUCAACCCUCCGGUCGCCAGCACAACAUCUUACAUUCCAGCGGUAAGCGACGCAGCCCGCGCAAUUGGCUUAGUCGACACAAUCGCCAUGACCAGCACCCCAGAACCCCUAGCAAAAUCACGCUUCAUUGGCGAAAAUGCUGCUUGGAAGGGUAUUCGCGCAACCCUGACACGCGAGUACGUCCCAUCAGCAUAUCAGAAUCGCGCAGCUAUAAUCUUAGCAGGCAGCGAAGCAGACGCUUCAGCAGCAAUCUUCGCACUGCGCAGUCUAAACGUCGGGGCAAUUUACACAGUCGGCUUCAAAGCCUCGGGCCCGCUAGCGGCCGGCCUGGAACCAUUCACAUCCAUUCAAUCGGUGAAACUAGUUGAGCAACCAUUCGUUAUUGUCUCAGCUCUACCACCGGAGAAAUCGCUUCUCGUCCAACCCCUACUUCGACAUUAUGGAGCCAAUGGCCGCUCAUCACCACCGUCAACCUGUGGAAAGGUUUACCUAGAUCUAACGAGCGGACCACGAAAGGGUGAUCCCCUCGGUGUAGCGACGGGUGCUGGCUGGACGGCAUAUGGAUUCGAGGAUGUGACCGCAUGGACGACCGUCGAAACGCUGAGGUUGCUUGUAGGCCAGAAUGUUCCUUUUGACUUUGUGCGCAUGGCGUCUGGACGACCCCUGUUUUAG